CUCUCGGCGGACGUCGCGAGCGGGCGAGCAUGUGGGUGUUUGGUUAUGGUUCUCUGAUAUGGAAAGCAGAUUUUCCGUACGAGAAAAAGCUCGUCGGCCACAUCAAGGGAUACAUCAGACGGUUCUAUCAAAAGAGCACUGAUCACAGAGGCGUGCCCAACAGGCCUGGACGCGUGGUAACGUUGCUCGCCUCCACUAAUCCUGAUGACGAGGUAUGGGGACUCGCGUACAAGAUAUCCUCCGAGAACAUAGAAAACGUGGUGAAUCAUUUGGAUUUUCGAGAAAAAGGUGGCUACAUAAAGAAAACCGUCCUUUUCUAUCCCUGUGAUUUCUCAAAAUCUGUUCAAACUGUCAGUUCAAAUGCCAACGUGUCUUUGAACGAUCUGUCGAGAACCAGCUUCUCGACUGCAUCGCUGUCACCCACUUUGGAUGAGGCUCCGUUCUACCUCACGAUCUACAUAGGUGAAGAAGAUAAUCCAAAUUUCGCCGGUAUGGAGAGUAUAGAUACUAUUGCAAAACACAUACUUGUUUCGCGUGGCAUCAGCGGCUCUAAUGUUGAAUAUCUCUAUAAACUGGCAUCUGCAAUGCGUACGAUAGCACCUGGUGUGCAAGACGAACACCUGUUUGCCCUGGAGAGAGUCGUAAAAGAAUUGGAACAGGAGAAAGAUGAAUUGCUGGAGUAGGAUCAAUUUUCGUAAAACUUAAUGUAUUGAAAUAAAAGAAUAUGGCCAAUUGUAUCGUCAGUCUGUACAACUAUUUGAAUAUUUAUAGUUAAUUUGAUUUUCUCCCUUUAGAGAGAUUCUGAUUAAAGUUACGUAGCAAACUGCAAUCGAUAUUUUAUAAUAAAUCAUUUUUAAAGAUUUUGACCAAAAGGUUUUCAAUUAGAUUGACUGUUGGUGCAAUUGGCUGAGAAAUAAAUAAAACUUGCAUUGUCCAAAUUAACAGUAAAAACAUUGAUAAUAUAUGAUUCUGUAUAAUUAUAGGCACAAGUAUUUCUAAAUAAUGGUGAAAUAUUUAUUAAAUAAAUCGUAUUUUUACAGAA
Molecule: messenger RNA, 1042 nt
Organism: Monomorium pharaonis (pharaoh ant)
Lineage: Eukaryota; Metazoa; Arthropoda; Insecta; Hymenoptera; Formicidae
Product: putative glutathione-specific gamma-glutamylcyclotransferase 2
Exons: 2
Coding region: 30-683 (217 amino acids)
Biological process (GO): glutathione catabolic process
Cellular component (GO): cytoplasm
Molecular function (GO): gamma-glutamylcyclotransferase activity; glutathione specific gamma-glutamylcyclotransferase activity
Source: RefSeq, a predicted model, not a curated record